This is a messenger RNA of Bombus huntii, 1436 nucleotides long. RefSeq lists its product as uncharacterized. Gene Ontology annotation, molecular function: zinc ion binding; nucleic acid binding. Lineage: Eukaryota; Metazoa; Arthropoda; Insecta; Hymenoptera; Apidae. The coding region runs from base 268 to 1350 and encodes 360 amino acids. The record is from RefSeq and is a predicted model, not a curated record. The transcript has 2 exons.
UAGCAAUCGUACGUCGAUCGGAGGAUCGUGUGUACUGAGACACUCGACCGGAGUCUUGUUUCGGUGGCGUCGUUGGGAUGACGAGCAGUCUUGCUAGAGAGCUGAUCGGUGAAGGAAGUCGAGUGUCUUACGAGCAGGGAGUGGUGCACGUGUGAGUUAGAGCAAGGGAACCUGUCCUCCCGUUGGUCACGGAUUCGUUAUCAAGCCUGAGGCCCUCGUCACUAGUGUAACUAUCGACAAUAAAGGUACCCCACCCGCGACCGGACGAUGGAGAACUCCAACACGGAAUCGCAAUCUCCCGCGAGCCCUGCCCGGGAGGGCGCCUCGAGCUCGGACUCGGAAUGUGACUCGAGCUCGGAUUCGGAUUCAGACUCGACAUCAGAAGUGGCAUCCGAACACACGUUGUCGGCACGGGAUCGUAAGAGUAUCGUGCGCGCACUAAAGCGGUCGCUAGGGAAGAAGAAGAGGAAGAAGAAGAAGAAGAAAGGACACCGGGCAACCUGGGUAUCGCUACCGCGCUUCAACCCCGAAGCCGCGGACGCAGAUCCAGCCGCCUGGUGCACAGCCGUCGGCCUGCUCAUGAGGGACCACCGCCUGAAAAACAGCGCACUGUAUUCUGCCCUAAACCGUGCCCUAGAGGGUCCGGCAGCGUAUUGGCUUACGCAGAUAAUGAACGGCGACGAGCUCACCUGGCCAGAUUUUAAGGAACAAUUCGCCGCGCACUUCGGUGGCCAAGAAGUAGCAGCCGCGUCGCUAAUCAAGGUAGCCGAGGAACUACCGCGGGACGGCGAAACACCAGGAGCGUACGGAAAUCGUAUCAUCACCCUCCUGGGGUCGAAGUGGCGAAAUUCAACCAGGGAAGAGGUACUCGCCGCCACCGCCCUCCAUCUGCUGGGCUCGCGCGAUGAACGUUUUAAACGACUAGCGCUCACGAGUGACAUCACGUCGGUGAAACAAUUCCAAAGAGAAAUGAAGCCCUUCCUAUACACGGAGUGGCCAACGCCCCCGUCGUGGAGGUCAUUAGCGAGCUCCGGAAACAAACGAGGCAGGUCUCCCGCCCCCUGGACCAGGUGUGGCCACUGCGGUAUUUACGGACAUCCGACAUUCGAAUGCCGCAAGAGGGCGAAGUGGGAACCGAAGAAGGACCCCCGACGGCCGGAGGAAAGCCGACCGGCUGCACCACCAAAAGCGUUGUGCUUUCACUGCCACAUGCCGGGACACAUCGCGUCUCGCUGUCCAUCGCGGCGAGAAGAAAAACAUUGCCCCGAGGACGAGCGCCGGGUCGAUGCCUGCGUGGUGGAAGCCCCGACGGGUAGACUAAGCCAGCAGGCCACACACGAGGACGUGUAAGUGUCAGGAUGGCCGAGUCGGAGACGAAAGGACGCCGGGGCCCCUCUGGAACUUCAGGAAAACACCCUAACCUUGCAACCUAGACC